Molecule: messenger RNA, 912 nt
Organism: Sodiomyces alkalinus F11
Lineage: Eukaryota; Fungi; Ascomycota; Sordariomycetes; Glomerellales; Plectosphaerellaceae
Exons: 1
Coding region: 1-912 (303 amino acids)
Biological process (GO): positive regulation of transcription by RNA polymerase II; mitotic cell cycle
Cellular component (GO): nucleus
Molecular function (GO): RNA polymerase II cis-regulatory region sequence-specific DNA binding; DNA-binding transcription factor activity, RNA polymerase II-specific
Source: RefSeq, a predicted model, not a curated record
AUGACGCACCGAAGAGGGCCGUGGACACAACAAGAAGACGCCUGUCUGAUGCGACUAGUCGGCGAUCCGGGCCCUUUGAACUGGGUCCGCAUCUCGAAUACAUUGGGCACGCGGACUCCCAAGCAGUGCAGGGAACGCUAUCACCAGAAUCUCAAACCAUCGUUAAAUCACGAGCCGAUAACCCCCGAAGAGGGCAGGCAAAUCGAAAUGCUCGUCAACGCCAUUGGUAAGAGGUGGGCCGAGAUUGCACGUAAACUCAAUGGGCGGAGCGACAACGCCGUGAAGAAUUGGUGGAACGGCAAUCAGAACCGCAGAAGGCGACAUGAUCGGAGAAGAGCCCAUCAUGCAACAUAUGGCUUUAAAUAUGAGAACAGCUCAUAUUCUCAUUGCAGCUCUCUCCAGGGGUCCUUGUUCCCCCCUAGUCCCAUCUCGAAUAGGCUCCCGUAUCCGAACCACCGCAACUCAUCCCCAAAUCAUCUGUCCAUCCUCGGCAAUGCAUACGCCGGAUAUCACUGCGUUUCGAAUCUACCAUCCCCCUCUUCAACGGCCUCACCAAGGAGUGAUAUACUAGACGUCGACCCGACAUGUCUUUCUGAUUCGGGGUCAUGCUACACAACAUCCUCGCAUGAAAUCUAUAUGCGUGUUUCACCGCCAGUUCAACUGCCUCCCCUUCGAAACGUUGCCACUUCGGAUUCCGUACCACGCUCUCUUCCGGGUGUUGGCUCAUUACUCCAUUCCAGUGGCCACCCGACGGAGACCGUUGGCAGUCGUCAGCCACCUACUCCCAGCAACCCUUUUCUCCCCCUGGAUAAUCAGUUUGUAUCUGAGUCUUCGCAGUUCUCGGGUGCCAGUUUUCAUGCGUCUGGGAACAGGGACGCGAGGAUGGCUGUUCAACAGUUGGUGAACCAAUGA